AUGCACACAUCUGAUGCUGUGGCAGUGGCCCCUACUAGCCCAGCUCCUGCUGCAAGCGCCACGGCAGCUGCUCCUUGGGCCUUAUACGCCUCAUCAGCUAACAGCGUACACGGCGCACGCUAUCCGACGAGCGCCGCAGAUGAGCGCAUCCGACAAGCUUUGCACAAGCUACAGUCAGCCACGAGAUACGAGGGCGAGCUCGCCUUUCUUGCAAACUAUACAUAUGAUCUGGCCGUCGACGACCUCACUGCCUUUGGAGUGCAACAAGCCAAAGAUCUGGGUGCUCUCCUGGCUCGCCGCUAUGGCCAUUUGAACGAGCGUACAGCUCCAUUUGUGCGCGCGUCAUCAAGCCAUCGAGUCGUCCAAGCUGCUCGUCACUUCUCUCGCAGGUUCACAGACAGCGACUCCCGUCACCGUCCUAUCAGCCCGCUGCUCAUCAUCGACGAGAGCACGAGCAACGACACGCUCGAGAAUAGCUGCCCAGCGCUCAACUUGUCAGAAGCUCGUCGCGCUACGUCACGUUGGCUCGACCGUUCGCUCUCUCACACCGCUCAUCGAUUGGCCAUGCGCGUACCCGGAGUACAUCUAACAUCCCAAGACGUUGUCGAGCUCAUCAGCUUAUGUGCAUUCGAGAGCGUCGUAUCCUCAGAGAUGCCGAUCUCGCCUUGGUGUGACGUCUUCAGCAAGAGCGAGCUGGCCUCAUUUGCCUACUAUCACGAUCUCAACAAGCACUACAGCUAUAGCUGGCCAAACACGCUCGGUCCACCCCAAGGCGCCGGGUGGGUGAACGAACUGAUCGCUCGCCUCACGUGCACGCCAGUGCGCGACGCUACACAAGUCAAUCACACGCUCUUCUUUCCACUUGAUCGUGCCAUCUACGUCGACUUUACCCAUGACAACCAGAUGAUCGCGAUCGGCUCAGCGAUAGGGCUCUGGCAAGAGACGCUCGACCCGCUCAAUCCAAACGACACGCGUCGCUUCAAGAGCUCACACAUAGUCCCGUUCGGGGGCCAUUUCAUAUUCGAACGCUAUAGAUGCGCCGGCACAGACCAGAAGAGCAUUCGACUCUUGAUAAACGACUGCAUACAGCGCCUAGAUAGCGCAGACGACGGCAUGAUCGCACUGUCGGGCUGGCUGGCCAAACAAACCUUUGCUAGCAGAGACGCCCGCAUACUGUAUCAGCAAUGCUUUGCCACGCCUCCUUUGCCAAAAGUCACUUCGAAUGCAUUCCCGACGUUACAGACCAAUCAUGAGCAGCAGAUCCCAGGGACACAUCUAUAG
Molecule: messenger RNA, 1281 nt
Organism: Mixia osmundae IAM 14324
Lineage: Eukaryota; Fungi; Basidiomycota; Mixiomycetes; Mixiales; Mixiaceae
Exons: 3
Coding region: 1-1281 (426 amino acids)
Molecular function (GO): acid phosphatase activity
Source: RefSeq, a predicted model, not a curated record